Messenger RNA from Tachyglossus aculeatus (Australian echidna), 585 nucleotides. It is a transcript of the gene GKN1, whose product is annotated as gastrokine 1. Bases 1 to 585 code for a protein of 194 amino acids. NCBI's taxonomy places the organism in Eukaryota, Metazoa, Chordata, Mammalia, Monotremata, Tachyglossidae. The transcript has 6 exons. The record is from RefSeq and is a predicted model, not a curated record. Gene Ontology annotation, biological process: regulation of cell population proliferation.
AUGGGCGUUGGGCGGAUUAUUGCCGAUCGUUCUUCAAUAACCACUCGAUCCCGUCUCGAUGUUUCCCCGGAUUGUCACGGGACGGAGGAUGAUGCUGGGACCCUAGGGAAUGUCCGGGAUAAGGAAGAUCCCAACAGGAUGGCGGACAGUUGGAUCGUCGGACUGGACGGCGAGAGCGGCCUAGCCAGCAUCCAGGACCCGGGCGUCCGGGGGGAAUGGUACGGUGUCAUGGACUACAAGAAAGGUCUCUUUGCCGCCCACCUGCUGAACAAGAAGGCUUGUGUGUUGGUGAGGAUGGUUGAAGCCGCGUUUCCCAGUUUGGAAGCGCUGAGCCACAUCCUCAGCGGAAAGCCUCCGGAGCCGCGGCCUCCACGGCGGAGGCUGAUUUAUGCCGUCCUCUCCCCUCGGAUCAAGAACGUGGCCCAGUUCGGAAGACCGAUCGAUGAGCUCUGUAGAGGCGUCCCCACUUACUUCGCCCAGAAAGUAGCAGGAGCCUCUGGAGAGAUGGAUUCCAAACCCUGUUUCGAAGCCCGAAUCCUGUGCAACCUGGUUCUCUCCUUCUGUGGUGAGAUCACAGGUCUCUGA